Molecule: messenger RNA, 1416 nt
Organism: Aphis gossypii (cotton aphid)
Lineage: Eukaryota; Metazoa; Arthropoda; Insecta; Hemiptera; Aphididae
Gene: Naxe
Product: NAD(P)H-hydrate epimerase
Exons: 2
Coding region: 619-1296 (225 amino acids)
Cellular component (GO): mitochondrion
Molecular function (GO): NAD(P)HX epimerase activity
Source: RefSeq, a predicted model, not a curated record
AUGUUCAUGGUAUACACCAAUACACCUUGGUCCUUGGAUACAGCAACAGCGCGGUUUUAAAAUAAUAAUCUGUUUAAUUUUUUAUCUUACUUCUUAGGGCCAGUUGUACCUACCAUCUCCGGACUCCGAUUAAAGUUAACCGUAGUUUAAUCGGCCGAAUUUACAAAAAAAAAAAUAGCUGGUUAAAAAUGUGUUAUCAGCUAAUUAACUCUUAAUCACUGAUUAAUCAUGGACAGUACAACCAGGCCUUAGCCCUUAGUUCUCAGUUUCUCACUUUCCUCAGAAGUCAGAGUUAAUGUAAAUGUGUAAUCACUAAUCAGCUAUCAGCACUCAACAAUCGUCAGUACUAGCUAGUAGCUAGUAAGUUAGUAACCUAGUGUCUUAGUAGUUAGUUAGUACUUAGUAACUUUACCUAUAGACACGAUGAAAGACUACAUUCGAGAAUGUUACUAAUUUAUUCUUCUAUUAUAUUUGUAUAAUUAUUGUAUAAUACAAUAUUGUGUGUGCGCAGUUAGAUAAUUAGUUUGUUAAGUUUGUUUAAAAUUAAAUCGACAGGUGCCUCGAAGCAACGUUUUACAGAAAUUGAUUUCUAACAUUUUACCUAGACAGUCAUUUAAAAUGGUAAAAUAUUUAAAACAAGAUGAAGCCAUCAAUAUCGAUCAAGAACUGUUCAACGUGUAUAAAUUUAGUGUUGAUCAACUUAUGGAGCUGGCUGGCUUAAGUUGUGCAACAGCUAUACAAAAAUGCUUCCCACCAAUAAGUCAUCAAAAAGUGUUGGUACUUUGUGGACCAGGUAACAACGGUGGUGAUGGUCUGGUGUGCUCAAGGCAUAUGCAACUAUUUGGUUACUCAUGUGAAGUAUAUUAUCCUGUGCGUACAGACAAGCUUUUGUACAAUAAUCUUAUGCAUCAGUGCGAGACAUCUGGUGUACUUGUGUCUGAUUCCUUGUCUGAAAACAUGUCUACAUAUGACCUCAUAGUAGAUGCAUUGUUUGGUUUUAGUUUCAAGCCACCAGUACGAGCAAAAUUUUUGCCAGUCAUGAAUGCAUUGAAAAAAACCAACAAACCAAUCUGUAGCAUAGAUGUCCCGAGUGGUUGGAGUAUAGAAGGAGUUCCUGAUAAAGAUGCAAUCAAUCCAGAUAUGUUGAUUUCAUUAACAGCACCAAAGGAAUGUGCCAGAAGUUUCAAAGGAAAAUAUCAUUAUUUGGGUGGAAGAUUUAUACCGAAAAAGCUGGAAGAAAAAUACCAGUUGGAAUUGCCUGCAUAUCCUGAUGCAGAAUGUUGUUUAAAAUUAUAAAAUUGUAAAUAAUAUGACGUAAUGUUUAAUUUAAUUUUAAAAUUUUAAGUUAAUGUAUACUUGUUUUUUGUUGAUUCAGAAAAAUGUUAGAUAAAAAAUAAAUGUAAAUUAUAGCAUUGA